This is a messenger RNA of Pestalotiopsis fici W106-1, 1707 nucleotides long. RefSeq lists its product as uncharacterized. Gene Ontology annotation, cellular component: cytoplasm. Gene Ontology annotation, molecular function: manganese ion binding. Gene Ontology annotation, biological process: glucose catabolic process. NCBI's taxonomy places the organism in Eukaryota, Fungi, Ascomycota, Sordariomycetes, Amphisphaeriales, Sporocadaceae. The transcript has 3 exons. Bases 1 to 1707 code for a protein of 568 amino acids. The record is from RefSeq and is a predicted model, not a curated record.
AUGCCCAAGCAAACAGAUCAAAAAGCAUGUCUGAGUACGUUGUCUAUCCCUCCUCAGUCUGCCCCUCCAUCUUCCCCGGACACUCCCGGCCCAGAGCCUCCCGCAAAAGACGCCGUCCUGGGUACCACGGACCGCGCUAUAGCCGCAGGCGAUGGCGGCAGUGGACAUCAGGUCGUUAUUGAUGGCUGGGGUAUUCCCUCCAAGGACUCACCCGCCAACGGCGAUGCCAUCACCAAUGCAAAGACCCCUGUAAUGGAUGAGCUCUACAAGAGCGCCACCGGAUUCACCGAGCUCGAGGCCUCGUCGUUAGCCGUCGGUCUGCCGGAAGGCCUGAUGGGCAACUCGGAAGUCGGACACUUGAAUAUUGGCGCUGGCCGUGUGGUAUGGCAGGAUGUUGUCCGCAUCGACCAGACAAUCAAGAAGGGCGAGCUGGCACAGAACGAGGUGAUCAAGAAGACCAUUGAGGCUGCCAAGAACGGAAACGGUAGACUGCACCUUUGCGGUCUUGUUUCUCACGGUGGUGUGCACUCCAAGCAGGAGCAUCUGUACGCUCUGCUGAAGGCCGCCAAGGAGGCCGGCAUCCCCAAGGUGUACAUUCAUUUCUUUGGUGACGGACGUGACACCGACCCCAAGUCCGGUGCCGGCUACAUGGAGGAGCUCGUCGCCAAGACCAAGGAGAUUGGUAUUGGUGAGAUUGCUACAGUCGUUGGACGUUACUACGCCAUGGACCGCGACAAGAGAUGGGAGAGAGUCGAGCUGGCGCUCAAGGGUAUGGUUUUGGGAGAGGGCGAGGAGAGCACCGACCCCGUUCAGACCGUCAAGCAGCGAUACGAGACUGGUGAGAACGACGAGUUCCUCAAGCCCAUCAUCGUUGGUGGUAAGGAGGCUCGUAUCCAGGACGGCGAUGAGGUCUUCUUCUUCAACUACCGAUCCGACCGUGUCCGCCAGAUUACCCAACUUCUGGGUGAUGUUGACCGUUCGCCCAGACCUGACUUCCCUUACCCCAAGGCGCAUCUGGUCACCAUGACCCAAUACAAGCUCGACUACCCCUUUGAGAUUGCUUUCAAGCCUCAGCACAUGGGCAACGUCCUCGCCGAGUGGCUCGGCAAGCAGGACGUCGAGCAGGUUCACAUUGCUGAGACCGAAAAGUACGCUCACGUUACCUUCUUCUUCAACGGUGGUGUCGAGAAGGCCUUUGCGCUCGAGACUCGUGACGAGUCGCAGGAUCUUGUGCCCUCCAACAAGAGCGUGGCUACCUACGACAAGGCUCCCGAAAUGAGUGCUGCUGGCGUUGGCAAGCAAGUCGUCAAGCGCCUUGCAGAGCAAAAGUUCCCCUUUGUCAUGAACAACUUUGCUCCUCCGGACAUGGUUGGUCACACUGGUGUGUAUGAGGCUGCUGUCGUUGGUGUUGAGGCCACCGACAAGGCCAUUGGUGAGAUUCUCGAGGGCUGCAAGAAGGAGGGUUAUAUUCUGUUCAUCACCGCCGACCACGGCAAUGCUGAGGAGAUGAAGUUCCCCGACGGCAAGCCCAAGACGUCUCACACCACUAACAAGGUCCCCUUGAUCAUGGCCAACGCGCCUGAAGGCUGGAGCCUGAAGAAGGGUGACGAGGGCGUCCUCGGAGAUGUCGCUCCCACAGUUUUGGCUGCCAUGGGUCUGCCUCAACCCGAGGAGAUGACUGGCCAGAGCCUGCUUGUCAAGGCAUAA